AUGCUGAAGCUCAUAUUAAAUUCCCAUUUUCGCUAUAGUUCCCCUUUAAGCUAAGUUUGGGGGAGGAACUGAGGAGUUACAAUAAGCUCUCGGCUGCACCGGACAGCAGGUUAUACGGGUGUACGGACGGUGUUUUAUGUUUAGUUCUGUGGAAGUAGUAGUGCGCCCGCUAUAUGCCUGUAGGGGGAGCGCUAGUGCUGGCUCAGAAUAUCUAUCGGGUUCGGGCAGCAAUUACAAACAAGGUAUUCUGUGCCCCCCUCCUUUAGGUCACGCAGCAGACACCGUGACGUCAGUCUAACAGGGGUCAGUUUCUGGGUACAGAUCAGCAGAGGAUCCAAAUCUUUCCUGCUCCCAGUCCAUGAACUGGUUGGAAGUCCUGUGAGGCUCCGGUCUGCCUUGUGCCCUCCAGCCUAGUUAGGCGCGCCCCUGCACGUGACCUCGCAUAAGGACUGGCGCGAGCCUUCCCUGCCGCCGGGCGGGAGAUAAAAAAAAACAUGUAAACAAUGUACUCGCGCUGUCUGUGUGUUGGGGGAGGGGAUGGACGCUGGGCGGUGAUUAUAGCGGCCAAUUAGAAGCUACAGGGCGUGGUCUUGUAACACGACGCUUGCUUUCAGCUAGCUUGUCUUUUAGCCCGGUUAGUCUUCCAUAAGCUGGCGGAGGUAUAGGUUGUGCGCUGCACGCCGGGAUUGCUCUUUGUGUAAAGUCCCUGUUGACGUUUGGCCGGUCACGUCGCUUGCUCCAGUGCUUGGCGCUGUACUACGUUAUUUCCCAAUUGUGGAUGUUGAUCUCUGAUUUGCGAGGAGCAGCGGCGAUGAAGAAUUCCAAGCUGUGAAUAGAUAAAAAUCCCAAAUGGCCAAACAAGCAUCGGUCUUGUGUCCGGAGUGUAAUAGUGGUGAAGGUGGCCAGUUACAAUCAACAAGCAGACGGCAUUCUCAUCGCCCUCUCAGAAGAGGGGCCCCCACCUCUCUUAGCAGCCCUUUUCAAGGUAAUCAAUCAGAUGAGGUUGGGAGCUCCUCAGCCAGCACACCUUGGGGUCCUACUAUAUCGCCUUAUAGCCCCAGUUCCUUUGUCAACAGAUCACCCCAUUGCAUGCUGGUAAGAGGAUCAUCACUUGUCUCCAAAACCUCAAGUGGCUAUUUUUCAUUCGAAGUGAGUCCUGGGCCUGUGAGCUGUGAUAAAUCAACUCAAACACCAAGCCCUCCUUGUCAGGCAUUUAAUCAUCUCCUUUCUGCAAUGGCUGCCAGAAAUCUUGUGGAUCAGAUGACUCCAGAACUGUGGAUAGCACAGGAACUCCGACGGAUCGGGGAUGACUUUAACGCAUCGUUUGCUCCAAGAAGGGGCAUUUUCAACAAUCCUCCACGACCCUUGGACAAUGACCAAGUAAUAAUUCUGCGUGUUGUACGUUUCUUUAUCCGCUUCAUCCUGAGAUUAUGACUGACCCGGACAAGUAUUGGCCUAUGAAGGAUAAUCGCUCAAGGGCUCUCAGUUUCUUGUUUUUCUCUGAGGCUUCCAUCAAAGUAUUUUUAUAUUUCAUCAGCACAUACUCUGCUAUGCAAUUAACUUAUCCCUCGAGCCGUCCUCCUCUGGAUUUAUGGGAAAUCUUACUUUCUGAACAAUAUUGGAAACUUCCAGGAAGAGAUAAAUUUAAGAAACGCUGAUGCCAUGACAAACUUUUUAAAUUUCUUUUAAAGAUGGCUUUUUGUAGAAAGGAGAUGAAUUUAUAUAUAACUGAUAUAUAUAUAUUAAAUGUUUUAGUCUUCUACUGAGUUACACGUCCAUCUCCGACAACCUGUGGACUUUUUGCCGAGGGAACUGAGCUAGGUGAUCCAUGCAGAUACCUUACUAUGCACCUGAAAAGGGAGAGAAGAUCACGUGACUUUCAAAGGGAGAAUAUUUUAAUUCAUCAUUGCUGGAACACACUUUCCCUUCAGCUUUCCUAUGGUAAUUCGCACAAUGGUUUUAUAAAGACAAGCUCCCAAUUCUUUCAAUCCGUCUGUUCUCUGUGAGGAUUUUUAUAGCUGAAUAUAUUAAGAAUCUAGAAAUGUUUGCAACUUGAAUAAUCUGUUACUGGAGCCAUCAGCACUUGUCCGUCUUCCAUGCAAAUCGGUAAAGCGGAAGCCUUCCUCGCUCACUCCCAGAUGCUUAUUGUUAUUUAGGUGUAAUGAACAACCAUAACACAUCUUCUGCCUGUG
Molecule: messenger RNA, 2192 nt
Organism: Xenopus laevis (African clawed frog)
Lineage: Eukaryota; Metazoa; Chordata; Amphibia; Anura; Pipidae
Gene: bcl2l11.S
Product: BCL2 like 11 S homeolog
Exons: 4
Coding region: 850-1434 (194 amino acids)
Source: RefSeq, a predicted model, not a curated record